CACCGAUAAAGUGGAGUCAACUACUCAGCGUAUCUACCGAAUGAACUUAUAUUAAGACCGUAUCAUAAAGAGAGAAUCGCCCAGUCAGCGAUGUGGCUUUACGCAGCAGCCAUUGCAAGCUACAUCGGUAUAUUUGCCGGUAGUACUCCCUACGGAUGGAGUUCACCGGCAAUACCCAUGUACCGGAAGCCGGAUUCACCGGUCCAAAUUUCUGAGGAUGAGGGGGCCUGGAUUGCCUCGAUGUUUAUGCUGGGCUGUGCCAUGGGUCCUCUUAUGACCCUAGUGAUUGCUCAUAUAGCUGGUAGGAAAACUCUCCUGAUAGCUGCUAGUGUACCAUGGUUCAUAGGCUGGGCGAUGAUUGUGUUUGCUCGGACUCCAGCGGAACUCCUGAUUGCCCGGCUGAUCUCCGGAACCGGCACAGGAACGUGUUUUGCAGUUCUGCCGAUGUACCUGGGUGAAAUAUCUCCACCCAAAAUCCGUGGAAUCCUUCUAACCGCGAUAAUGAUGGCAUCAAGAGUUGGCAUAUUAUUUUCCUACAUCCUAGUUCCCCUAGUGUCACUCCAAACAAGUGCUCUUGUGUCACUUUUACUGCCCAUUCCCUUCGUCUGCUGUUUCAUUUGGCUGCCAGAAUCACCGUACCACUUCAUGCGUCGUGGACGUCGUGAUGAUGCUUCCAAAGCUCUGACGAUCCUCCGCGGUACCAAGGACAUUCACACAGAAUUAAACACGAUUGAGACAUCAGUGAAAGCCGAAAUGGCUAAUAAUGGUGGAUUGGGACAGAUUUUCUUUGUUCCUGGUAACCGCAGAUCAAUGACAGUUGGCGCUGUACUAGGAUUGAUUCAACAGUUGUCAGGUUCGCAAGCGAUUAUGAUGUACACACAAUCAAUAUUUGACCAAGCAAAUGUUGGACUGGAGGGCAAAUAUCUGGCUAUAAUCUUGGGUAUUAUACAGAUAAUUUGCACUGGUUUGUGUGCUGUGAUUGUGGAUAGAAAUGGACGACGUCCAUUAUUACUAUUCUCGUGCAUUGGAUCACUGAUAUCAACAGGGGCUGUUGCAACAUAUUUCAAUCUUCAAGCGUCAAAAAUCAGUACCAGUUCGAUUGAAUGGCUACCAGCAACUGGAUGUAUGUUUUAUGUUGUAUUUUAUUCACUUGGUCUUGCACCAUUACCAACAACUGUAAUGGGUGAGCUAUUUCCAACGAACAUAAAAUCACUUGCCUGUGUGAUUGUCGUUUUCAUUGCCAACUUUACUGGUUUCGUUGUUGGGAAAACUUAUCAGCUUAUCAGCCAUUCUAUGGGUACCCACGUUGCUUUCUGGCUGUUUACCUUUUUCAAUGUGCUCGGUACUAUUUACAUUUGGUUCUGUGUACCUGAAACUAAAGGGAAAACUCUGCAGGAAAUUCAGGCGGAGUUGCAUCACAAAAAGGGUGAAAGUGAUAAAAAAAUACCGGCGUAAAACCAACGAGUGAGUGGUGAAUGAUUAUUUUUUUACUUAAAUGACAUUGUUGUGGUUAUUGUUGAGUGUUAACGAUGGAUGUGGUGUGGAUGAUUUAGGUAUUAAGAUCGAAAGUGGUCUCGUGAAUGACUGAUUUUUCCGGUAGAAAAAUUCUUGGCCAAACUCGGGUGAAGAUCUUUCGAAAAUCUUCGGAAGAAUCAUCGAAAGAUCUUCGGAAAAUUCUCCCGCUGGCUUGAAAAAAUUCUGUGGAAUAUUCUCCAACGUCAAAUGCAGAAUAUCUUCAGAGUGAAAUAUGAUCUUCUGAGAAUCUUCCAAAGAAUAUUUUCGGGUCACCAGGGAGAUCUUCCGAGGAUCGUUGGAUUAUUCGUUAGAACUUUAAUAAGAGAGCUUCGACCGACAGGAAUUUUUCUACGCGGGAAGUGAUGCGGUAGUAAGUGCUUGUGUAAUUUGCGAAAUGAUUGGUUUUACGUUUUAUUACAUUCAAAGUUAAUGAGUGAACAAACACUAGACUGUGAAUAAACCCUAGUCUGUGCUGGGGCAUUGUCAUGCAAUUAUUUUCUAAAAUAUUGUACCGUGAUGAUUCAAUUGAUAUUAAACUUCGUAUGAAAAUGGAAAA
Molecule: messenger RNA, 2071 nt
Organism: Diachasmimorpha longicaudata
Lineage: Eukaryota; Metazoa; Arthropoda; Insecta; Hymenoptera; Braconidae
Product: facilitated trehalose transporter Tret1-2 homolog
Exons: 3
Coding region: 91-1455 (454 amino acids)
Biological process (GO): transmembrane transport
Cellular component (GO): membrane
Molecular function (GO): transmembrane transporter activity
Source: RefSeq, a predicted model, not a curated record